This is a messenger RNA of Alnus glutinosa, 756 nucleotides long. RefSeq lists its product as uncharacterized. NCBI's taxonomy places the organism in Eukaryota, Viridiplantae, Streptophyta, Magnoliopsida, Fagales, Betulaceae. The transcript is spliced from 2 exons. The record is from RefSeq and is a predicted model, not a curated record. Bases 96 to 392 code for a protein of 98 amino acids.
UCAAUUAAUUAGACAGAGACAGAGUCUGAGAAACAGAGCUUUUCUUGUGUCCAGGCACAGAGAGCGAGAGAAACAGGGGAUACAGAGACAGCCAAAUGGUGUUCAACAGCUCGAUGGUGCUCUCGGUGGCGCACGUGUCCGCCGACGCAUGGCAAUUCAUAGCGUGCAUGCCAGAGCGGCUGAGCAGCCAGCAGCUGUUGGAUCUCAUCUGCUGCUUCCCAUUACAGCAACUGGGUCGCCUCGCUCUCUGCUUCUGGACUUUUCUCUGCCUCCCUCCUCCUGAUACCUUCUACUACUCCUAUUCCUCCUCCUCCGACGGUGACGAGGACUCCGAUGACUCUUCCUCCACCGUCAAUUACAACCACUACUACUACCACUCCCAUUCUGAUUGAUUCUCUCUCACUGGAAUUCAUGCACAGAACUUGUAGGAUGGACAGGAGACCGAUUCUUUGGAUGAAUUCCUGGCUAUGUUAAAGAAUUGCAGUGUUUGACAGAAAAAUGACUGGAGAUCAUCGCUAAGCAGGCGUAGGCUUCUUGGUUGGUUGCUUUUAUGGUCAUUGCUGGGUGAGAAGGAAUUUUUUUCUAUGUAAGAUAGUGUAGAGGACCACAGUUCUGAUUAUUGGAUCUCUAGGGAUUUUUAUUUUCCUAGUGGGGUGAUAUCCGUGACUUAAAUCUUAUUAAAGAUUGUAUUGAAAAGAGUAUAUGAUAGUUAUAUUAAAAGUAAAAUAAUAACUCAAUCUUGUAUAGCAUCAAUAA